Messenger RNA from Styela clava, 705 nucleotides. RefSeq lists its product as uncharacterized. The record is from RefSeq and is a predicted model, not a curated record. NCBI's taxonomy places the organism in Eukaryota, Metazoa, Chordata, Ascidiacea, Stolidobranchia, Styelidae.
AGCCAAGUAGUUUAAUAAUAAUUUGAUACGAUUCAUAAGAUCAUGUUAAAAGUGUCCAGUGUUAUUUGGGUGUCGUCGCUACUCCUACAAAUGUUGGUCUCUAAAUCGGCAAUUGCGAGUGAUAUCGAAGCAAUAGAAGAUGACUCUUACCUCCGACCACCAAAAUUUGCUUAUCAAAGAAAAACAAUCAACUGUUUUUACUGUGACGGUGUCAUUUCGGAAAAUAUUACAGAGUGCAAUCAUGAAAAUCUGCAUGAAGAACUUCCCGAUGCGUGUACUGGAUUUUGUUACCUUAGAGUCUUUAUACCCGAAAACAAGGCCAGUAACACAAUUAUAAAGCGAGGCUGUUCAAAAUACUCGAUUAACGCUUGCAUGGAAGCGGAGGACAUUGCAGGAGAAAAGUACAAGAUGUGCGUGAAAUCAUGCAAAACAGAUCUUUGCAACAUUGGUGAUAGCAGCUCUAAGAAUUUGAAUGUCAAUAACUUUCUCAUGUGGUCAUUUCUUGUUUUGUCCGUAUUUGUUAUGUCAAAAUAAGUCACGAUAAUGAACCGUAUAUUAAUGAAAUUAUGAACAACUACAUAAUUAAUGAUUUGCUUGUCUAUUAAACGACAAACUGGUACUUUGCUGUUUUGAAAUGUGACUGUUUGUUCAAGCGUAAUUUGUAAAAUAUUAUUAAUUUAAGUUUGGCGGAAUAAAUUCUUUAUA